Onychostoma macrolepis is the source of this 1992-nucleotide messenger RNA. RefSeq lists its product as uncharacterized. Gene Ontology annotation, cellular component: nucleus. Bases 212 to 1396 code for a protein of 394 amino acids. The record is from RefSeq and is a predicted model, not a curated record. Gene Ontology annotation, molecular function: DNA-binding transcription factor activity, RNA polymerase II-specific; RNA polymerase II transcription regulatory region sequence-specific DNA binding. NCBI's taxonomy places the organism in Eukaryota, Metazoa, Chordata, Actinopteri, Cypriniformes, Cyprinidae. Gene Ontology annotation, biological process: regulation of transcription by RNA polymerase II; anatomical structure development; regulation of cell population proliferation. The transcript is spliced from 4 exons.
AAUGAGCGUUCGAGCUCCGGCAGCUAUGGCGUCUGAGUCCCGUCUGCUGAUUUGCAACCCGCCGAAACAGGAUCGGUGAAGAAGGAGACCUUCGAUCGGUUCGCCAUGGACUGUUCUAGGAUCAGUAAGGUUUAAAUACGACUCUAACCAUAGAGCGAUACAAAGUUGCGUUAAAAAGCUGGUCAUCACUCUGCUUGUGAGAGGGAAAAAGAUGGAUCCGUCUGCAGGUAUGCACAUGUCCGCUGUUCCCCAGAACAAUGAAGUGGUCCACGUCUCUGUCGGUAACCCCAUUAUAACCAUGUAUCAGCCGCAGCCGCAACCUCCAAACAUCGCACAAAUCAUCACACAGCACGUGGUACCUCAAGAAGUCUCCUGUCAGGCUAUACCACACACGAUCACAUCGCACAUCCAAAUGCCAACUCACAUCCAGACUCAGUCACACAUCCAGCCUGCUCCACAUCUGCAGAAUCCACCGCAAGGCCACAUGGAAGCACAGGCUCAUAUUCCGACCCAAGACCACGUAUCAACACAUGGUCCAUCAGAAGUCCAGAGUGCCGCGCCGUCUCAAGAGGGUGCAGUGAACUCACUGCAGGUCCCUUUUGCAGAGGUAGCCUCCCUGCUGGACCCUAACAUGAAGAGCUCAAAGGCUCGCAAGUACCAGAUCCAAUACGACGAGGUAAAGAGGAGAUUGGAACCACCUGAGAAGAUGUCUCUCCGAUCUCUGGCUGCCUAUACAAGAGUGAGUCGAGGUCCGGCUAGUAAGAAAACGCUCUUGGAGUCUCUAAAUGUCUUUGGACUGUCACCAAGCACCAAUACAGCAGUGUCCAGUUCCUUUUCCAAACUAACUGAAGGUGACACAGCUGCCCUCUGCAAAGACAUGAAGGAUUUUGCACUGCAAUAUGUAGAUUAUGAGAAUAUGGCAAAACAGUUGCUACCUGAAACAAACCAAGUGCAGCACUGGUCAAAAAUCAUUGAAACAAGGAAUUAUCUAGAGGAGAUGAGGAAGAUUUUUAAUGACCCUCUGAAUACUCGUUUGUUCUCCAAUGUUACGCAUGGUCUUGGUAACGGCAUGAUGGAAGUGGCUCUCGACAUCAUAGAUACCGUCAUCGACCGACAAAUCCGAAUCCUCUCAGGGAACACCGACCCCAAACCCGAACCUCCAGUGAGAAGGAUAAGGAAACGCAACCGCAAGCCGAAAGCCGCCACAGAAGAGGACGGCAAACCUAAAGAAAAGGGCAAAAGGGGACGGAAGAAAGGAAAACAGAUGCGGCUGGAUUCUGUCGUUCCUGAGGUUCAACAGUCCUCAGAGAUAGAGAGCAGCAUGUUAACGCUAGUCUCUGUAGGAUACGAAACCAUUUCCAGUGGACUUAACGCCACUAAUGCAGGUCUUGCGUAACAUCACGUGCCUGAAAGGUGCGGAGAGACACUGUGAAUUCUGAGUGCAAAAAGUUUUUCAUCGAAAAUUUUAGUUUUAUAAAUGUUAGACUUUUCUCUCCUUCUCUCAAGACUGAAUAUAAUUUGUUUUUUCUCACAAUCUGGUCAAUCAAGAAAAUAAUGUGCGUCUGAGAGGAUGUUGGCAGAGAUAUUUUGAUGUAAACCAAUCAUGUAUUGCCCUCAACCUUUUGUUUUGCCAUGUGUGGCAAAGAACAAAUGUACACAGACAAUGUAUGCUAUUAAAGUAGCAUGCAAGCAAUUUUUUUUCAAGCACUAGGUUGUAUUCUCAUAAAAUGGUCACAAUAUCAGUUUCUGUUAGUCUCAUUUUAGAAAUUUAUCUUUGAAGAGUUCUUUGAUUCUGUUGUACUUAAUCUUACAAACUCUAGUUUGAGAAUGAACAUAUCUACUCUUGGACAUUGUUUGAUUUUUUUUGGACUAUUUAUUUCCUUUUUCUGUUUGUGUCUGAUAUGUAGUGUAUGUGAACGACUGUAGCCUGUACUCAGUGAGUUUUGCAGAUUGCUCAUCAUACGCUUGUAUUAAAAGCAUUACCUUUUUUAA